GGGGCAACCUGCUGAAGUCAGUCUCUGUUUGCCUGGUGGUCUGCAGGGACGGGCGAGGUGGUCUCGAGGCCCGGACAGCCCAGGAAAGGCAGAACUGAGAGUUGGGGGAGGAAGUGAAAGCCCAGUUCAGAAGGAAAAUGCAGAGAAGUAGAAAAUACCCAGCUCUCCUCCCACACCCACACAGACUCAGCCCACAAGCUGGGGAGUAAAAAUAAAGACAUUGUCCAAGAAGCAGGCCGCAGAUGACUGUGACUGUCCCGCAUUGGAGGGGGCAGCAGAGGCUGAUGCUGCGCGAGGGGAAGUCCACUGGUUCUCCAGGCCGGAGGCUCGCUUAGCCAGGAGGCGUGCUUUCCUUGCGAGGUGGUGAGCGAUAUGGUGACCAGCCUGCCCGGGGCCAGUGUGACCCUGACCUGCCCGGGCAGGGAGCCGGGGGACAAGGCCACCGUUCACUGGCUGCUGGAGAACUAUGUGGCAGGCUCACACCGGAGCAGCUGGGCUGCCAUGGGAAGGACGCUGCUUCUGAGGUCGGUGCAGCUCAGUGACUCCGGAAACUAUUCAUGUUACCAGGACGGCCGCCUGGCCGGAACCGUGCGUUUGCUGGUGGACGUGCCCCCUGAGGAGCCCCAGCUCGCCUGCUUCCGGAAGAGUCCGCUCAGCAAGGUAGCUUGUGAGUGGGGUCCUCGUCGCCCACCCUCCCCGACGACCAGGGCCACGUUACUGGUGAGGAAGUUCCGGAGCAGCCCGCUGGGGGACUCCCAGGAGCCGUGCCCAUAUUCCCAGGGGUCCCGGAAGUUCUCCUGCUUGCUGGAGGUCCCGGAGGGAGACAACUCCUUGUAUGUCGUGUCCCUGUGCAUCAGCAACAGUGCUGGAAGCAAGUCCAGCAAACCCCACACGUUUGAGGGCUACGGAAUCUUGCAGCCUGACCCGCCUGCCAACGUCACUGUCACUGCUGUGGACGGAAACCCCCGCUGGCUCAGUGUCACCUGGAAAGACCCCCCCUCCUGGAACUCCUAUUUCUACAGGCUGCAGUUUGAGCUCCGUUACCGGGCUGAACGGUCACAGACAUUCACCACGUGGAUGGUCCAGGAGCUCCAGCACCACUGCAUCAUCUACGAUGCCUGGAGAGGCAUGCAGCACGUGGUGCAGCUCCGGGCACGGGAGGAGUUUGGGCACGGCUCCUGGAGCUCGUGGAGCCAGGAGGCCACGGGCACCCCCUGGACAGAAUCCAGGAGCCCUGCAGCUGAGACUGAGGCAUCGUCCUCCACACAGGCACUGACUACUAACAAGGACAAUGAAAGUCAUCUCUCUAAAAAUCCUGCAAAUGCAACCAGCCUCCCAGUGCAAGACUCUUCUUCGGUGCCGCUGCCCGCCUUCCUGGUGGCUGGAGGAAGCCUGGCCUUUGGGACUCUCCUGUGCAUCGGCAUCGUCCUCAGGUUCAAGAAGACGUGGAAGCUGCACACGCUGAAGGAGGGCAAGGCGAGUGUGCACCCGCCGUACUCGCUGGGACAGCGGGUCCCCGAGAGGCCCAAGCCCACCCCGGUGCUGGUGCCCCUCAUGUCCCUGCCGGUGUCCCCCAGCAGCCUUGGGUCUGACAGCACCUUGAGGCACGGCCGACCGGAUGCCAGGGGCCCACAGAGCCCUUACGACAUCAGCAACAGAGACUACUUCUUCCCCAGAUAGUGGGGGGCGGGGUGCCAGGCCCUCCGAGCCUCGUGAGUGACGAAGCACAAACUAGCUCAUCUCAGCUGCCGGGGCCUCAUGGAAGGCGCUUCACUUCCCGAAACAGGGUUGCUGCCUCCGUUCCGAAGGAAGAGGUGGUUGAGUCUUGGAACCACCCUUUCCCAAGUGCCUAAAGGGGUCGACCCCCGGAGGAGGCAGGUCACCAUCGUGCUGGACACUCAGGUGGACGAGCCGCCGGCCACCCACGCACCCAGACUCCUCUGCGCGAGUGGCAGCCUGCGCCAGAUGGGACCGAUUUCCAGCCAAGACUCCCCGGGCAUCUCCUGGCCUGCCGAGCAGCUCCGCCUUCCAGCCUCAGUUCUUGGAGCCAGAAUGCCUUUGCAAUUCAGCUUUUCCAGGCCUGAGGAUGGGAGAAGCACCUGCCUUUCUUCCCCAUACCUGAAAAUAGCACAGCGAGUCGCCUAGUAUCUCAGGGCCUGGUGGUUUGAAAUGGAAUUGUAAUUAGUUCCUCAUUAGCAUUUUGCUAAAUGUGAAUGGCGAUCCCAGGCACUUGCUGAAUCCAGAGCAGGUGCACUGGCUCGACUUCCCUCUUUGGAUCCCAGGACUUCAGGAGGAGAGAAGCAGAGGAGAGAGGGAGGGUCGUGAGGAGACAGGCCUCCGUGUCCUCCCUAGGGGCGGCACUGCCCGGGGACCCGGACUCUGGAAGCCAGCUUCCCUGUCCCCCGCUUACGAGGGGGACUGUCAGGCUUCUGCCUUGGGGGGGAGGUCGCAACUGCUGUUCUUCUACUUUGUUUUCAGCUGAGCCUGAGAAACAAGGGAAGAUAAUGUUCAUGUGAAAAGACAAAGAACCCGGCAGGAAUGUAUUUUAACUUGUUUUUCUUAAAAAACCCCAAAACUGCUGUUUUAUCUUCGAGGCUGGGAGAGCCAGUAUUCGCUGAGUGUCAGUAUAUGAGUAACUUGGGGAAAAAGCACAAUAACCUUGUUUAGCACAAAACUGAGUCAAGUGAAAAAGGAGGAGAAAAGAUAAUUUUCCUUUUAGAGCAGAGAGUCUGAUUUCAUUCUACAUCUUGUUUUUGUCUUAAAAAGUGAGAACAUAGUCUCUCCUUUAACCGGGGGAAAGCAGCUGUUCACCCUGCCAGGCCGCGGCGGCGGAGAGGGUGUCCGGCCCCCACCCCCGAGCCCUUGGUUGUGGGAGGGGUCUCCCUACAAAGUCCCCCCACCUUGGGGUCUUCUUAGUUCCUCGAUUUGAUUCAGCUCAGCUAGGAUCAGAGCACCCACUGACUGUAGCCGCGUGGCCGCGCCAGCACCCUCAUGGUGAGUCCGGGCUUUGAUGAUUCAGGGAUGCGUGUGGUCACCCAAACAAGGGCCCUCGAGCAGCCUGGGGUGUCCCAGAAUGAAGCUGUGGUUACAGGCAGCCUCGUAACCACCGCUGAACAUUUACCAGACCACAGACUUUUCUAGUAGCUUGCUUUUUUAGACAAAUGACCACCAGCACCAGACAGGCGGCGAGAGGAACAAAAUGACCGUGUUUCCUUACUGGUUGCCAGGUUCAGGCCACGCUGCCUGAGUCUGUAAAUCUCAGGCCCUGUUGCUGCUCUAGGCAACUAGUCUUCAGUUGACCAAAGUUAGGCGGGUGUUUUUUGUUGUUGUUUUUCUCUAAAGUUUCUUUGAGAACAGCAAAAAUGCUGUUAAAGGGAAAUAUGCAAAACAAGAAUGUGCAUGAGAAAGGUCUUUACCUCUUGGCGAGGUUGGGUUUUACUGGAGCUGAGAUGGUGGAAGAUGGACCGGCAGAUAGCAGACAGCGUCUGGCUGCUGAGAGCCGUGCUUUGAUCUCCAAACUGUUAUUGCUUUCAUUAUUAUUGUAAUGAAACUGCCUCUUUUUUUUUUGUAUUGGAGAGGGUUUUUUUCCCCUCUAUUUCUACAUAAGCUAGAGAAUGAAGGAAGAGCGUUUUCCUCUGGGUCGCAGGCUGUGCUCCGGGAGCCUCUGUGCACCCGCUGAGCUCUGUGCUCAAAUCCCUGGGCCGUGAGCGCGCCCCUUCCCGUGGUCACCGCCCCUGGGUCCUGCAGGGUGCCUGUUGCCUGUCCUCCUCGACAGAUGUUACCUACCUGACCUGUAGCACAGCCAGACCCAAGAGGACAGCUCCCCUUGCUGGGUGGGAAAAGCUGAAAAUAUGCUGGUUCAAGGUCUAAAUGUGCUCAGUAAUUCUUGUAGCAUUAAUGAAAACUUUUUUGAAAUGUCAAGGGGGUAGCAUUGAAUGGACCUGCAAAGCCUUCGGUGACCCCGAGAGCUCUUUGCUCUGACGAGGUCUUGCCCAGGGGCGGGCACCUUGAUAAGGGGUCAGGAGCCCACCUGGCGGUGAGCAGAGCCGUGUGGGGCAGGCUGGGCCUGGUCAUGGUUUCUGGGCUUCCUGCAGAACGUUCAGGAUUGUCUUGCCUCCUCAGAGGUCCUGAAGUUUGACCCACUUGGGGAAGAGUCUGUCCUUCAGUUUCAGGUGGAGUUGGUGAGAAACAGGUCUUCAUCUGGAGAAGCAGGGACGACGGGGGGCCCUUCAGAGGCCACGCCGGCUUUCCCACGUGGCAGGCGGCCGUGGGGCUGUUGUUGGGAGGCAGGCCAGCUGGUUCGGCGUCUGUCCCCCACGUGUCCCCUGCGGCACUCCAGCAUCGCGUCCUCCGUGUGGCCUGGUGGCAGAGCCGGGGAGUUUCUAUGACAACCUUACUGAUUAUUAAAGAACGCUGUCGUUUUUAUGAACAUGUGCUCAGAUGAAGGUCUGCUGUAGAAAGAGGACUGGAACAGUGCGUAGCAAGGCUGUGAAUUAGCAGAGACACCAUGUUUGGAUGGGGAUCACACACCUGUUAAAUACAAUACCUCAGCUUUUUUUUUUUUUUGGAGAAAAAUAAGUUUUAAUUUUUGUUUUUUUUUUUUUUACCUAAUUACCUGAAAGCAAAUACCAAAGGCUGAUGUCUGUAUAUGGGGCAAAGGGUCAGUAUAAUGUUUUUCAGUAUUUUUCUUUUUAUCAGCUAUUUUCCAUUUAAAGUGAAAAUCGUAAAUGUUUGAAAUAAAUAAUUUCUAAAAAUAUGCUGGAGAUGUAAUUAUGCUUUGGGCACCCGGGCCGUUUGGAGGAAAGACUUGCCCAAUUAAAGAGGGAAGGAUUGGAGAAACAUGGGCUUAAAACUAAGCAGGACCGUUUGGGGUGGGCCUCCCCUAAGGCACAAUUGAGUUACCUCUAGAAAGAGGUAGGUUCCAGAAACAAUAGCAAUUUCUCAAAAGACUUUAAUUAUGAAAAUGUUUCCCAAAAUGAGUCCUGGGGUUUCUGGAAGGGCGUGGGUGCUUCUGCCACGUUUAGCAUCACGGCCAGGGGGAUGGGCGUGUAGGGAAGGAAGAGGGCGGGCAGCUAUUCAUCAGGAGACUGUUUAUUGAACAGGGGGUGUGAACCACAUCACAGAGGUGACCCUGCCCUCCUGAUCGGCAGCCUCAACCUGUCCCCUCUUGGGAAGGGUCUCUGGCAGGAAAACCUCGAGUCGCGGCCAUCCCAUGGCUUCCAAACAGAGGAGAGCCAUCAUGUGGCCGCCUUAUGGACAAGAGUUGUUGUCAGACGGCUCCAGGCUGGGGAGCCCAGAGAUUCUGUACGUCAGACUGGAAGCCGGAGGCCCUGCCUGAGCCACGCGGGAGCCAUGGCGCUGGCCUGCCGACCCCCCGUGUCCUCGAGGUCGGUUCCCGUCUUGCAGAAAGUGCCACAGGAAUCAGAUGUCUCCCUGGUGGCCAGGCUGUGUGGGCCGGGCAGGGGUGCAGGAGUGGGCACCAGGACAGGAAAUGGAAGGAGGAACCUCCCACUGCACAGCGUUGCUGUCGGUCUGACAUGGUCACGAUGCUCUUUCCGCCAGACCCGGGAGAGCCGCGGGCGGUCUUCACAGGGGACGGCCUAGUGCACCCAGUUGCUGGGCCGGCCGCUGAGGAAAGCACUUUCUUUCCUCUUUGUCGAAGCAGAAGGAGACCAGGACUUUCUCCAUGUUGGAGAGAAGUGCCGGCCAGACGCAGGAAGCUUUCUGCCGAGCUUUUGGCCACAGCUGGGCAGUGCUCGGGGGCAGCUGGGGCUCGGGGUGGCCCCUGGGCACGGUGGGGGCCGGGCCAGCCGGCUGUGGGGCCUGUGCACACGUGGUGAUGGCCAGUGACCUUGAGCCCUGCACUGUCCUUUAAAUGCUGACCAAUCCCUAGUGUCUUAUGGAAGUCCCUGCUUGUCACUCACAACCCAGACGAGACAACACCUUAGCCAUGUCUUAUUUCAUACCAGUAGUUUUAGAUGACAGUCCAAAACGUGGGUAAAAUUAAGUUUUUUCAGUAAAAUCAUGAGACGUUCCUACUAGUAGCGGAUGUAUGUAAUACUCAAUUAAGGAUGUUCUUCUAAUUUAACUUCAAAUUGCUUAAUACAUCUGCCAGUGUUCACAAGUAGCUUACUGCGAAACGGAAGCUUCAUUAGGAUUUUCUAAAGAAUGGAAUUCAUCGGGAAGACAGUUGCACAUUAUUUUGUUUUUUAAGUUGAAGUGCUGUGCAAUAGGGAUUUUGAAAUGUUGAAUGUUGUAAGCGUGACACCCUGGAGUCUAUGGCCAGCAAGAGAAGAAGGGAGAAGUGGCGGGUGGACGGCAGCCUGCAUACACCCGCCCUGCAGGGCGCAAACCCGCCCCGGUGCAUAGCGGGGGUCAGCAGGGACUCCUGUUCAGUAGGUGUGAUGUGGGCGCAGAAAGCUAAGUAACCCCCUCAGAUGGCUCUGAGGAAGGUGCUCCUGAACCCCAGGGGUGACCGUGGCCAUUUCUGGGAUGAGAUGGUGCUGGGGGCGUCCCACAUGAGGACGUGGCAUCCUUUGGCGGAUUGUUUCCACGGACAGGUCUGAGGGUCAGGAGCCGCACAGCCCGUGUUGAGGGUCCCUGUGCCGCAGACCACUAGGCUGGAGAUGGGAUUCCGAGACAACGUAUGGUGUUAAUUGGGAAACAAAAUCUUGGACAGUAAAGGGGGACACCACCAGCCUUGCUGGUCACCUGGAGCCCACAGCCCCUUUUUGGUAGAAAAGGGAAAGGGUCCAUUAAAAUUAGCUGAUAAUAAUAGCUACCACUUGUGGACCCUCCACCACGUGCUUCACAAACAGGAUGUUCUUUCUCAUCCGAACGGCGCUGGGGGUGAGUGCUCGGCUCGCUUACAGGUGAGGAAGCUGAGGUGGGGGCAGGGGUCCGAGACUGAGGUAGGAGGCUGCCCUUGGCCGUAAACCUGGUCUGCCUGACUCCAAGAGCAGUGCUGUCCUCGCCAUGCGGCUCAGGCCCCUCGGCACUGGUGACCACCGGGAUGGUCCUCUCCAGCCCCCGUGCAGGCGGGGGCCUGGCCCACUCACUCCCCAUUCCCCAUUUGGUUUGUCACACCUGUCAUGUGAGUGGGGGCUGAGAAGCCAAGCCUGGGGGAGUCGGGAGCCCACAAAGGCAUGUCUCCGAGGCAGCCAAACCCCAAAAGAUGAGGUGUAGAGGGGAGGGGCAGCAGCUAGUUCCUUACUCGUAAUGACCCUUGAUCAGAAACCGAAUCGAACCACUUCCCCCCAAUCUGUACCAGCUCUCUGAACUCCGCGUGGAUGGUUUGAUUUUCUCCUGCUGCUUCCUUGGUACACACUUCGGUGAACUUCCUUGAAAUGCUCCACGUGUGCAUUAUGCCCACUCUCUCUGGAAGGUAAUGGUCACUAUGCUGUGAAUGCUGGUUCUUUUUGGAUGGUGAGACUUUCAAGGGAAGUUUCCUGAACUGCAGUGACCCAGGAGGGACCGGCCCCUUCCUUGGGAUGCUGGCUGUCCACCGGAGUUUGGGAGCGAACUCUCCCCAGGAGAGGAUGGCCAGUGUGUGGUGGGGUUCAGUGGACGGGUCCGGGUGGGGAGUGGCUGCACGGGCACAGGCUUGCCCAGGGCUGCUGGUGAGGGCUGGGGGGCUGCCUUGUACACACACUGGGUUGAGCAAUUUUGUGAUAUUCUAAAAGCAAGGACGUCACGUUAGGAAGUCACUGAAGACUACAUAGAUAGAUGACUUUUUGAUGCAUAUUAAAUAUUUUUUCAUGAGCAUGUAUGUUUUUACAGUUAAAGAAAGCUUUUCACUAAA
Messenger RNA from Callorhinus ursinus (northern fur seal), 7801 nucleotides. It is a transcript of the gene IL6R, whose product is annotated as interleukin 6 receptor. Gene Ontology annotation, molecular function: interleukin-11 receptor activity; interleukin-6 binding; interleukin-11 binding. NCBI's taxonomy places the organism in Eukaryota, Metazoa, Chordata, Mammalia, Carnivora, Otariidae. Gene Ontology annotation, biological process: positive regulation of tyrosine phosphorylation of STAT protein; interleukin-6-mediated signaling pathway; positive regulation of cell population proliferation. The record is from RefSeq and is a predicted model, not a curated record. Gene Ontology annotation, cellular component: external side of plasma membrane; membrane; signaling receptor complex.